This is a messenger RNA of Kickxella alabastrina, 2294 nucleotides long. RefSeq lists its product as uncharacterized. Bases 78 to 2294 code for a protein of 738 amino acids. The record is from RefSeq and is a predicted model, not a curated record. NCBI's taxonomy places the organism in Eukaryota, Fungi, Kickxellomycota, Kickxellomycetes, Kickxellales, Kickxellaceae. The transcript is spliced from 7 exons.
AUUUGCAUUUAUUGAAUUAAGUACAAAUAAAAUCAGUAAAUACAAUCAGUAGACAAAAUGCUAAACAAAUUCUAAAAAUGAAGGCUGCGGAGCUGCGAGGCGCGCUGGCACCGGCACCAGCACCCAUGUCAGAGUCAGGUUUGCUAUGGGUGCAUCAGUACCAGUGCCAGUGCGCGUGGCAGAACCAGUUCUGCAGCGGCAAUCUUGAUCAUGUCGUCACUGUCCAUCGUGUUGCAACAGCUACAUACGAGCUCGCACAGUAUAUCUUUUUACAAGAGCUGGAUAAUGAGGACUUUAAUAUCGUCGACCAUCUGAAUCAAGGAUUCUUUAAGGAGAGUUUUAUCGCCCCUUGCCUCGGAGAUCAAAGCAAACCAUGCAGCAACAACCUUAAAACUGCAAACUGCAAACUGAUCAACAAGCACAGGCACACGUUCCUCAAGGAAAUCAAGUUUGAGUGCCCGCAGCUCAUUGGUGCGGCCUUUGUUGCUAAUUAUGAGGGUACAACAAUCCUCGCCGCAUAUAAAUCCCAUGUGUCUCAGCGCUUUAGCGGGCAGUUGAAACAUAUGGUCAACAUAGAACUUGACACCAGCAAAGACAGCAAGCAGAUCAACUCCAAGCAUACUUCAGACUCUAUUCUCCGUGACAGGGUGGCGGGCCUAAUUGAGAGCUUCUUUGGCACCUACCCUGAGGACUACAUCUUCAGUGACAAUGGACUCAAGUAUGAUUCUGUGGCUAAGCCAGUAAACCACUUUGGGGCUUCUGUUGAGAUGUUCCGGUCUUUAAAGCUCAACGAGGCUGUGAAUACAAUUUCCCUCUUUCCGACGAGGACGUCUAUUGUACUGGGUUUUACUACGCUCGACAAGACCAUUCUUGCACGGGGUAUUCUGCCUAUCACAAAGAGCCGACUUAAAGCGCUGCACAAUGGGAAGCUUUACCUAGAUAUCAAGCUUCCCGAGAUUCCGCGUCUGAAGGAUCUCAAAGGCAAGAAGAGGGUCAAGGCAGAGAGGAUUUCACGGUCUAAGAAAGGUUCUGGCGAUGCUGACAACAACAACGAGAACAACAACAACAACAACGACAAAGACAACAGCACCAGCACCAGCAAUAGUGGCAAACUUGCCAAUGGUGCUAAUAAGCGUCGUGAACGCGUGUUUCAUUGGAUCCGCAAAAACGCAAAAAAGGUAUUCCAGCUUGACCCAGCAAAGCUCGCCAAGGCAGAAACAAAUGGUUGGUAUAUGUCUGUUGAGGAUACCGAGCGCGCGCUCAACCACCCUGGCUCCAGUACACUUGCUUGCAAGUUAUAUGCUGAGUACCUCCUUGAGCGCCGGAAAGGUGAUUUUGUUUUGGGAGAGCACUACCACAACACACAGACCCUUGGCAAGAGUCAGAAACAUGCCGGCAGCAGCUCAACUGACUCCUUGCACCGCAAGUUCCAUUAUCUUUCCUUCGUCAACAGAAAGCGCGCCGAUCCAAUUCGUGGCAAGGGGCGGCGGGAGAUGCCAAUAGGUCAGGGAUUCACUGUCUAUUUGAUCGACGAGUAUUGUACUUCAACAUUUUGCCCGGUAUGUGAGAGCAGGAUCGAGAAAUUCCACAAAAUUGAUGAUCCUUGUCUGAAGAAUCCCAAGCGCAAGUACCACGUCGCAAUGGCAGCAGCAGCAUUUAAUUCCGUCGUAGCUGCAACCACUUCGGCCGCUGCGUCUGUCGCAGCAGCAGCCACCGACGCCGCAGCUAUUACUGACAGUGCGCAGCAGAGUCGCAACCAGUGGAUGCCUAUUCGCCCAGAGUCUGCCGAUAUUAUCCGGCGGAUAGGGGAGGAAAAGGGCUGGUCUAAGCGCAAAAUUUCCCACAAAAUUAAGCAGCAGCUGCAGAAUGAGCUGGCUGAGCGAAAUUGGGAGCAAUUCGUUAAUCUUCAGCCUGCUGAUAAUCUCAAGCGCAUUGCCAGGCUGAGCGGCUGGUCGCGGGGCAAAAUUGAGCGCAAAAUCAGACAGAGGAUGUGCAAUGAGUUGGCCGCGCAGCAGCAGGUGCAGGAUCAGCAGCAACAGCAGCAGUGUACAGUGGAAGACUGCUUGCAAACCUUUAGGACCGACGGAACCAAGAUCAAGGAUGGCGAAAAAGUGCCAUCAAGCAGGCGGAAGUGGAAUCGUGACAUGGCUGCGGUGCUAAACUUUCGCAUCAUUCUUAAUGCCCUGCUUAAAGGCGAGCAUUCUCCCUGUCUCUUGCGCAAAAAGACACCUUUCGAGUUGGCUGGAUUUGAGUCUACAGCAACGCCCAAUAAUUUUCCCAAGCCCAAGCCCUAG